Messenger RNA from Geodia barretti, 843 nucleotides. The record is from the annotation of a GenBank genome assembly. NCBI's taxonomy places the organism in Eukaryota, Metazoa, Porifera, Demospongiae, Tetractinellida, Geodiidae.
AUGCCGAAAACCGUUGCGGCCUCAACCCCUUCGCGCCGGCGGCGCAAAUCGCUGGGGCAACACUUUCUCGCGGACCCCCGGGUCGCCCAGCGGAUCGUCGCGGCAGCGGAGCCGGACGGGUCCGACGUGGUGCUGGAAAUUGGUCCCGGUGCAGGGGUAUUGACGCGGAGGCUGGUGGAGCAGGCUGGCAAAGUCGUUGCGGUCGAGUUGGACCAACGUUUGGCCGAGGAACUGCCAGGGAGGCUGGGGUUCCCGUCCAACCUGGAUGUCAGGCCCGGGGACGGGAGAGAGAUCGUCCCAGACGAACUCGUCGGUUCGGAAACGCCUUACAAGGUGGUAGCCAACCUGCCGUACUACGCGGCCGCGCCGAUCGUGCGCAGGUUCCUGGAAACGGUCAGGCCACCGACGCUGAUGGUGGUGAUGGUACAGCGGGAAGUGGCGGACGCCAUGAACGCCAAACCCGGGGAGUUCACGUUGUUGUCGGUGGCGACACAGUUCUAUGCCGAACCCUCGGUGGUCGUGCAGGUCCCCGCACGGAGUUUCCGACCGCCGCCAAAGGUUUCCUCCACCGUGCUGAAACUGGCGGUGCGUCCGCAACCGGCCGCUGCGGUGGUCGAUACGGGGGAUUUCUUCGCGCUGGUGAGGGCCGGGUUCAGCGCGCCACGGAAGCAGUUGCGCAACUCGGUGGCGCAAGGGACGGGAGCGUCACUGGAGACGGUGGCCGCCGCGCUGGACGCAGCGGAGAUCGAUCCGCAAAGGCGUCCGGCGACGCUGGAAAUCGCGGAGUGGGCGGCACUGGAUGCCAAGUGGCCUGCCGGCGUUCCGAGAUCUCGGAACGCCUAA